Molecule: messenger RNA, 1966 nt
Organism: Impatiens glandulifera
Lineage: Eukaryota; Viridiplantae; Streptophyta; Magnoliopsida; Ericales; Balsaminaceae
Product: protein TIC 40, chloroplastic
Exons: 14
Coding region: 188-1549 (453 amino acids)
Biological process (GO): protein import into chloroplast stroma; chloroplast organization
Cellular component (GO): chloroplast inner membrane; chloroplast thylakoid membrane
Source: RefSeq, a predicted model, not a curated record
UAACAAAACGCCGAAAACGCUUACUUAUCGCGUGAAAUCUCGAGCUUAUUGCACGCGCCCAGCGUUCUCCCCAAACCUCUGCUAAUUCCCGAGCCUAUCUAUCUUCUUCAUCUUCUUCAUUCGUCACUCUCAAGAACAUCACAGUCUCCGUUUUCUCUUCUUCUUCUUCUUCCGAAUCGAUUUGACUAUGGAAAACCUAGCUUUAUCUUUUCCAUCUCCCAAAAUGGUUCUAGGUUGUUCAUUCAACCCUAAAGACGGCAUUCUAAACAGAACCGCGUUUUCAUUCCGCUCUCGCCAAUUGUAUAAUCGAAGAAGAAGCUAUGAUAUCAGCCGCCCAUCUGUUUCUAUUGUUUCAGCUGUUUCUUCUUCUACAUCUCAGAUAAGCAAUGAUCGACCUGCUCAAAUAACUCUGAAAGUUGAAGCUUUACAGAAGCAGCAAAUACCAUGUUUCGCAAGCACUACUACUUCCAGUGGCCAAACUACUUCUUCCAUUGCUGUUAACCCACAGCUUGUGGCUCGCCCCCCUCCAUCAAAUGUAGGGUCUCCUCUCUUUUGGAUUGGAGUUGGUGUUGGGCUUUCAGCAUUUUUCUCAUGGGCUGCUGGAUACUUGAAGAAAUAUGCAAUGCAACAAGCAAUGAAGACCAUGAUGGGGCAAAUGGGUUCACAAAACAAUCAGUUCAAUACUGCUGGCUUUCCAUCUGGAUCACCUUUCCCAUUUCCUACUCCAUCACCAAUGCCAUCAGCUUCUCCUUUUUCAAGUCCAUCUCCAACAAAAACUGUUGUUUCACCUUCUCCAGCUAGCUCUCCAUCUGGAAUGACUGUUGAUGUAUCCGUCACUGAAGUUGAAACCUCAUCUUCAGUAGAUGCCAUUGAUGAUUCGAAAUCUGAUAAACCAAGAAAAUCUGCAUUUCAAGAUGUAUCUCCAGCAGAAACAUUACAGAAUAGCCCCUUUGGAAGUUAUGAAGAAGCAACUAAGACUAAAUCAACGGGGAAUACCAAUUCCUCCAACCAAGUUUCUCAAAAUGGUGCUGCUUCAAAAUCUGUUUUUGGUGCAUCUGAAGGUUCCCCCUUUACUGGAAACCAAAGUUCUGCUUUCUCAGUGGAGGCUUUGGAGAAAAUGAUGGAAGAUCCAACAGUGCAGAAGAUGGUUUAUCCUUAUCUACCAGAGGAGAUGAGAAAUCCAACUACUUUCAAAUGGAUGCUACAGAAUCCAACAUAUCGACAACAACUGCAAGAUAUGCUAAAUAACAUGGGUGGUACUCCAGAAUGGGACAACAAAGUGAUGGAUUCGAUGAAGAAUUUUGAUCUCAGCAGUCCUGAAGUAAAGCAGCAGUUUGAUCAAAUUGGACUUACACCAGAACAGGUUAUUUCGAAAAUUAUGGACAAUCCUGAUGUUGCCAUGGCAUUUCAAAAUCCAAGAGUCCAACAAGCCAUCAUGGAAUGUUCCCAAAAUCCUCUCAGUAUAACCAAGUAUCAAAAUGACAAGGAGGUUAUGGAUGUAUUCAACAAAAUAUCAGAACUCUUCCCUGAAGUGACAGGAUCACCAUGAACUAGAGCUUAAGUCGCCAAAGCCUCGUUUGAACUGCAAAAAAAAUCGAUAAAUUCUUGAUUUUGAUCAAGUGGGCAUAUUCUCCUGACAUAGAAUUCCAUACAGGGCUGUUUUCCAAAUAAAAGAAGAUGAAGGAUUUAGAUGUAAUGUAUCCUUAGAUAUGCGGUAUUUUGCAAAUUUUUUUCUUUUCUUUUUUUGGGGUUUCUAUAUAAGAUGAUGGAUUCAUUGUUUUGUGAUGAUUAGGGUUGGUAAUGGAUGGGUUUUUAAAAGGGACCCAAUUCAAACCAGUCAAAUACCUGACCCUGACCCGAUUUGAUUUUGGAUUGUUUGUUUAUUAGGCUGUAAAACUUAGAGGGGAGGAUUAGAUUGGUAAAAAAUGUUAUUUUUAUAAGAAAAACAGAUAGAAAGUUUGAAGCA